Messenger RNA from Gigantopelta aegis, 2332 nucleotides. RefSeq lists its product as uncharacterized. The record is from RefSeq and is a predicted model, not a curated record. NCBI's taxonomy places the organism in Eukaryota, Metazoa, Mollusca, Gastropoda, Neomphalida, Peltospiridae. The coding region runs from base 170 to 628 and encodes 152 amino acids. The transcript is spliced from 5 exons.
UAGAAAAUUUCCAUUUUAGGGGUAUGGAGUAGUUACGGUAUUGUAACGGAAACUUUCGCCAACAUCUCAGUUACCUCAAAACGCUUAGGCGAGUGAAAAAUCGUAUUCAUCAAAAUGCUAAGCCAUGACAGAUAACGCGAGAUUCUCGUGAGAAUUUGACGUCACAUGAAUGGGGAAAACAUCCAUUCAUGGAAAUGUACAACAAAUUGUCGUCUGCUACAAAUCAACUGCAACAGCAUCAUCGACAUCUGGGAUCAAUAGUUGCUUAACAACGCUGACUGAAAUGGCCAAAUGGUGGCAGGAGAAAGAAUCCCGCCUGUUGAGGGAUCUGGAUGCCAUGGUUGAUCUUCUUGAAGAUCUCAGCCACUCUGUGGCCUUUGCGUCUGCCUUGGACAGACAAACUUCUUCAGCUCAUCAAAACAAUUCCGACAGCUUCAGCCCUACUAACCAGCCUGAGUCCAUUUUUGGAAUAAACAUCACCCAAGCCAUCAACGGCAAUGCAAGGCGUCUGGGAGUGGUUACUGCAAAAGGAACUGCAUCUGUCCAGACAUUGUUUCUGCCAGACUUCUUGAAGAUUCACAAGCUCUGUAAAUUUCAACACAGCGUGACAGUGUUAAAAACAGCGUGACAGUGUUAAUGUUCUGCCUUCCAACAGUUUUCGCGUACGGUCUCAUCUUUUACACAUACAGCUAUGCGGUCUCGUAACAUUCUCCAUAAUUCAUGAGGUUUUCUCAAGUUGACUUAGUGUGGUAAUGUAAGCAUCAAUUGUUUCACUGUUCUUGAGAUUGCUUUAUUAAACAAAUAAGCCUCAUAUGCUUCAUAAGUUUCACCAAUGCAAAAUUCUUUGAAGUUUUGCAGAACAGUGUCAAUAUAAUUCCUAUCCUCUUGCUCCGAAAAAGGUAGUCCAUCAUACACUUCCGUUGCAUCCUCACCAAUACAAGCUAGAAGAACUGUACAUCUAUAAUGAGAUGGUUCCAUAUCUAACUGAGAUGCAAUCUCAUAAUUUGUCCACUGACGGUAAAAUCGUCUCCAGUUACUUUCCACAUUUCUAGUACUCGUAAUAUCCAAUUUACUAGGCAUGGGUAUAUUAGCUUGAAAUAGUUUUGGAGUUGUUUAACGCACUCUUUCCUCCUUAUCAUAUAGUAAGGGAGACAACUACUGUAUAUACUAAGCUGCAUGAGGUAUCUCAACUCUGGUAAUCACGUGACAGUGGUACUAAAAGGUUGUUUUGUUUAACGACACAGCCAGACCAUAAUUAAUAAUACUUAAAAUCUAGGUCUACUCUGGGUGUGGCAUAAAAAAGUACGUUUUUCAUUUUAACACAGAAACGGAUGACUAUCCUCAGUUUUGUUUUGUAAAGUACUAAAAACACCAACAUGAUCUCCAUAUUAAUAGCCAUAAUACACCAAUUUAUUAAAACUGUAAAACAUGAUUUUGCAUCAGGAAAAGAUGUUAUAAUAUUGUAUUGUGAAACUGAAGCUUUGUAGCGGCUAUGUACUGUGGCAACGUUUUACGCUGGGGGUAGAGGAAUUCUACCCCAGAAAACAUUGGGGAAAUAUGUAUGGAGUAGGGAGUGGGGUGAGGCGGAGUGUGGUGUUUUUACACCUUAAACCUUGCACAUUUAAUGUAUAAUGUUCUGAAUGUAAGUAACCCACUGUGCUAAAUGCUGUAAGCAAUAGUGACAUAAUGUUCUGAAUGUAAGUAACUCACUGUGCUGAAUGCUGUAAGCAAUAGUGACAUAAUGUUCUGAAUGUAAGUAACCCACUGUGCUAAAUGUUGUAAGCAAUAGUGACAUAAUGUUCUGAAUGUAAGUAACCCACUGUGCUGAAUGCUGUAACCAAUAGUGACAAUGUUCUGAAUGUAAGUAACCCACUGUGCUGAAUGCUGUAAGCAAUAGUGACAUAAUGUUCUGAAUGUAAGUAACCCACUGUGCUAAAUGUUGUAACCAAUAGUGACAUAAUGUUCUGAAUGUAAGUAACCCACUGUGCUAAAUGUUGUAACCAAUAGUGACAUAAUGUUCUGAAUGUAAGUAACCCACUGUGCUGAAUGCUGUAAGCAAUAGUGACUGCAACUAAAACCCUCAAUCCAUAGUGUCUGAAGUUGACCGUGUUCCUGGCAGUCUAUACUGACAUUCAUUCACACAAUACAACUUUUUACGGACUAGGCUAGUAGUAUAUUAAAAGAAUGCCUUCUUUUAUUAAGAUAUUUAAAUAUAAUUGUCUGAUGCUGUAAUUGGGACUCUGUGGCAGCCCGCACUUUGCAGACUUGUCAUAAUACGCUCUCGGCUAUGUAUCUAUUGAUGUAUGUAUUUAUGCAUGAAUGUAUUUGUCAU